This is a messenger RNA of Acanthosepion pharaonis, 1149 nucleotides long. NCBI's taxonomy places the organism in Eukaryota, Metazoa, Mollusca, Cephalopoda, Sepiida, Sepiidae. The record is from the annotation of a GenBank genome assembly.
AUGUCAGCCAUUUUCUUCUUCUUUUUCUCCUUUCUCGCUCCCUUCCUUUAUUUCCUCCUCUCUAUUAUUUUCAUUUAUUUCUUCUCUCUUGUUUUCCUUGCCUUUCAUUUUUCUCUUUCUCAGAAAGCUUCACUUUCUUCAUUUUCUAAAUCUUCCUUUUUUUCUCACCCAUUUUUUCUCGCCUUCUUUUUUCUUUCCCUACUCUCCAUAAUUCCUUCUUCCACCCCUCACCCAUUGUUUAUACGUUCAUCAAAUUCUUCAUUUAUUUUCUUUCAUACCAAGUUUCAGGAUCUCGCUUUGCUUCCUUCUUUCCUUUUUUUUUUUAUAAAUCUUUUCACUUUCUCAUUAUUUUUCUGUUUUUCUUUUCUCAUUUUCGACUUUUUAUCCUUUUCCAUCUUUUUUUCUUUCCGUUCUUCAUUUUCUUUCUUUCUUUUUUUUCUUCCGUUUAGUCUUUUUACUUUCUUGCUUCAUUUCUCCUUUGCUUUCUUCUUCAUUUUCUCUUUUCUUUCCUUCUUUUUCUCUUUUGCUUUCUUCUUCAUUUUCUCUUUUCUUUCCUUCUUUUUCUCCUUUGCUUUCUUCUUCAUUUUCUUUUCUUUCCUUCUUUUCUCCUUUUUGUUUUCUUCUUCAUUUUCUCUUUUCUUUCCUUCUUUUUCUCCUUUGCUUUCUUCUUCAUUUUCUCUUUCCUCUCCUUCUUUUUCUCCUUUGCUUUCUUCUCCAUUUUCUCUUUUCUUUCCUUCUUUGUCUCCUUUGCUUUCUUCUUCAUUUUCUCUUUUCUUUCCUUCUUUUUCUCCUUUGCUUUCUUCUCCAUUUUCUCUUUCCUCUCCCUCUUUUUCUCCUUUCCUCUCCCUCUUUUUCUCCUUUGCUCUCCCUCUUUUUCUCUUCUGCUUUCCUUCUUUUCUUCUCCUUUGCAUUUUUUCAUUUUCAUCAUUCCUUACUUCAUUUUUUUCUUUUUACCCUUUUCAACAUUUUCUACUUUCUUUUCUUGUUUUUCUUCUUCUUCAUUCUUUUUUCUUCAUUUUCCUUUCUUUGCUUCGUUUUCUUCUUUCUUUUCAUGUUCUUCUUUUCUACUUUUUCUUUUCACCGUUUUCUUCUUUUUUUCUCUCCGUCUUCCUCUUUCUAUUGUGCUUAUCGUAUCGAUUAUUUGACUAG